AUGUCACACUCAACUAUUUCCCACGAUGGAGUGUCUCAUCACCCUCUGGGAGCUGGGUCAUACUAUUGUGAAGAUAAUCCCAUUGAAUACCUUGAAACCCUGACUCAACCCGAUCGACCAGCUAUCAAGAUUUUCGUUGGUGCUCAGCCAAACUCAUCAACCCAUAUCGGAAAUAUCAUGAACAUGUGUACAGCUUUUGCCCUUGCCGAAGCACUAACGAAACGAGGAAACAAAGUUACUGUCUCAAUGGAUUUGGUUGACACUGCGCCUACGCCAGAGAAGAGCGUCGUUUAUGAUGGGGUGUCUUAUCAGCGUAGCCUUCGAUUGACGAAGCAUUCUGCUAAGUUUGAGGGAGACUUCUUACGCAUCUUGAAUCGUUUGCAUGAAGUCUCUGGGGUUGACUUUGAGCUCCGGAAGCAGUCAGAGAUCAUGGGAGGCCCAGGAGUUUCCAACAUUUUGCGUGAAAUCAUCGCCAAUCAUGACAAGCUUGGUGCGAUACUGGAACCCCGUUACAAAAAGCUAGGACUUCGAUCCGCCUGUCCCAAGCUAGGCUGCGGUCUGGCCGAUAAACACGGCAUCACGAAUCAAUAUCGAGAAGAUUCAAUCAUAUUCUGCUGGCCUGUUCAUGGAUCUUACACCGUUUCUCUUCUUGAGGAGACUGGUGUAACAGCUCUCGAGUUAAACACGCCACUCCGCAGUCUCGUUCGAAGUCUGAUAUUCAGUAGAGAUACGAGUGUUUCAUGGAUUCAAGUAGAAGGGAGAGACUACGCGGGUUUCUACACGGAGCAGUUAUUGUGGCGUCCCUUGACUGGAACAUGCAUGCCAGUGGUUUUCUACAGCCCGUUGAUUCUUGACUGGUCGGGGCCAAAAUUUCCAAGAGUCUUUAUGUUGUCGAGGAGGCGUAUAAAUCUCUCGACCAGCAAGGUCUCACAUACCUCCUCAGCUAUGCCGAAUAUCAAAAGUCGGGUAGAGAUAUCAAGGAAAUAUACCAAGUUGUCCAGGGAUGGGUCGCGGAACCGAAGAAGCUAUUUCGAGACUAUUCCAUCUUCCAGAUACACUCGGAACUUCAAUCACUAUCCGACUCUGUUGUGUGAAUAG
Messenger RNA from Glarea lozoyensis ATCC 20868, 1098 nucleotides. RefSeq lists its product as uncharacterized. The coding region runs from base 1 to 1098 and encodes 365 amino acids. The transcript has a single exon. NCBI's taxonomy places the organism in Eukaryota, Fungi, Ascomycota, Leotiomycetes, Helotiales, Helotiaceae. The record is from RefSeq and is a predicted model, not a curated record.